AAGUGUAGUUCAAUCCCACAGAGAAAGAGCUGUAGUCUGAGCGCACUUCCUAGAUGCUGAGCAGCCGCUUGGUCGUCGGAAUCUUCUAUAUUACAUGCUCCAAAUAACACUGGACUUUGCUUCUCAUUGGCUGGUCGUGCGAGUCAACAAUCAACAAAGAAAAUCCAUCCGGCUUGAGAGUGCAGUGAUCAUUCUACCGAAGGCCGUGAUCUUUAAACGUUUGGAGAUGAACGGAGACUGCGUGGACGCGCGGCGCGAGGAUACUCAAGAUGCUGCUGAGGUCGGGGCAUCCGGACUGCAGAACAUGGAGGUUGAUGCUAAAGCUCAGUCACAUGCCUUCAGAUACAGCCUGAACUACCCCAGCAUUGGCCACUGCAUCAUCAUCAACAACAAGAACUUUGAUCGCAGCACAGGCAUGAACCAACGCAAUGGCACUGACGUAGAUGCAGGAAAUGUAAUGAAUGUGUUUGGAAAGCUCGGAUACACUGUGAAAGUCUACAAUGACCAGACAGUCGCGCAGAUUAAACAGGUUUUAACAGCAGUUGCCCGUGGUGACCACAGCCAGUGUGCUUCAUUAGUGUGUGUGAUGCUCAGUCAUGGAGAUGAGGGGGUGUUUUUCGGCACUGAUACGUCUGUGGAGCUCAAACAGUUAACUAGCCUGUUCAGAGGAGACCGCUGCCCAUCACUAGUGGGAAAGCCUAAACUUUUCUUCAUACAGGCUUGUAGAGGUACAGAACUGGAUCCUGGUGUGGAGACUGACAGCGGGGAUAAAUCUAUAAGGAUCCCUGUGGAGGCGGACUUCCUCUAUGCGUACUCUACUGUAUCAGGUUACUACUCCUGGAGAAACACCAUGACUGGAUCUUGGUUCAUUCAGUCUCUUUGUGAAAUGAUAGCAAAGUAUGGCAAAGAACUCGAGCUCAUGCAGAUCAUGACCAGGGUCAAUCAUAAAGUGGCACUCGACUUUGAGUCGACCUCCAACCUGCCUGGCUUUGAUGCCAAGAAACAAAUCCCCUGCAUUGUCUCAAUGCUCACCAAAGAGAUGUACUUCACUGCUUGAAGGGACAAGGGACCCGUUAGAGCUUUUCCAGCUUUUUAUGGCAGUAUCACAGCUAUAAUGUACGGAUCUAGGUUUGAGUUUUUUUCACAGGAGCAUUAGCUGGACAUGCUCAGUCUCAGGACUGUUAUUGCAGUUCUCAUUGGCAUUUUAAACAUUAUAUGUGAAUAUAGGUACUCAGGUUUUUGUUAUUGUGACUAUAUACUGUUUUUCUUGCCUUUUUCUCUGGGUUUCUAAUCAAAAUCUAAUUAAGAACAAUCACCAGUGGCAGUCCAUUUGGGAUUUUUUGAAUUACAGUAAUCAGGGACUUUUAUAGGCUAUUGCACUAGUCUGACUGUUGAAAGGGAAUCAGAGUUGGGCAUUAAAUCGGUAAGAUCUGAGAUUCAUCUAACUGAGGAAGAGCCAGUGUGCCUAUUUAAAUAUGAAAAGCAAAAAACAACAAUCAGAACUAUGUUAACAGAUUUUGAUAUCAAUUCUGAAAUGUCAUGUGUUGGUUUUCAUUAAGACAAAAAAAAUGCAUUUUUACAGACAUACUUGGGGUUAAAUCAAGUUAAACUGUGGAUGGUAUCAGUUACAUCUGGUGCAUUCCCACCGAAAUAAAACCUUGUAUAUGCAUUGAC
This is a messenger RNA of Carassius auratus (goldfish), 1674 nucleotides long. RefSeq names its product caspase-3. The record is from RefSeq and is a predicted model, not a curated record. Gene Ontology annotation, molecular function: cysteine-type endopeptidase activity. Gene Ontology annotation, cellular component: cytoplasm; death-inducing signaling complex. Lineage: Eukaryota; Metazoa; Chordata; Actinopteri; Cypriniformes; Cyprinidae. Gene Ontology annotation, biological process: keratinocyte differentiation; apoptotic process; neuron differentiation. The transcript has 8 exons. The coding region runs from base 95 to 1057 and encodes 320 amino acids.